ACACGUGGUGGAAAGCAAAAGUAUGUUGCUCAAAAUAAGUCCACUUUCUCUAGCUCGAGUGUAGUACCUCAAGCCUCAAAUAUCUUCGGUGCAACUAAUCGCGAACAUACCCUCUCUUGCUCAGGUGCAGGACAAGGAUCGGCAGCAGAACUUCAACUUUCAGUUGUUGAGCUACUUCAGCAAAUCACUGUGCGAACAGACAACGCACAAGCAAGCUCAAUGGUUAUCAUUAUUAGAAUACCAUUGGAACAGUUAAAUUUAAAGGCUUUCAGGAAACCUUGUGCUACGGAGUUGAUAUAUGCAUUUUAA
Molecule: messenger RNA, 309 nt
Organism: Botrytis fragariae
Lineage: Eukaryota; Fungi; Ascomycota; Leotiomycetes; Helotiales; Sclerotiniaceae
Exons: 2
Source: RefSeq, a predicted model, not a curated record